Messenger RNA from Bicyclus anynana (squinting bush brown), 2807 nucleotides. Its product is annotated as B-cell receptor-associated protein 31-like. Gene Ontology annotation, biological process: endoplasmic reticulum to Golgi vesicle-mediated transport; intracellular protein transport. Gene Ontology annotation, cellular component: endoplasmic reticulum; endoplasmic reticulum membrane. Bases 230 to 871 code for a protein of 213 amino acids. The transcript has a single exon. The record is from RefSeq and is a predicted model, not a curated record. Lineage: Eukaryota; Metazoa; Arthropoda; Insecta; Lepidoptera; Nymphalidae.
AAUCUUAUUAAUCUGUGCUACCAAUGAUAUGUCAUCCGCACCGCAAUAUUGAUAAUUUUGUUAUUUAUUUUUAUUUUACUGGAUUACAACACAAUUUUAGCCGUUUUUGUGAAAAUUAAAAUAGUGCAAUUGUUGUUAAUGUUGUGUAAUAUAAGCUUUGCAUUGUUUAAUGUUUUGAAAAAAUUGCUGUUCAUUGGAGAUUUGGAGAACAGACAGACGGCCACGCAUUAUGUCUCUACAGUGGAAUUUCAUAGCCGGCUACCUCUAUUUCGAAAUGGGGCUUAUAAUAUUAAUGGUAUUGCCUAUCUUCAGCCCUAGAACCUGGUUCAGGUUGUACCGAUCUCGAUUUAUCGAGGCGUUUCACUCAAAAGCCGCCAUAUACUUCUAUGGCUGGUCGGGAAUUUUGUGCUUGUUUCUAUUUGAUUCAAUACGGGAGAUGAGGAAGUAUUCACAUUCUACGGACGCGGGUCACGUACAUCUCUCUAGUGAGAUGAAAGGGAAUGUCAAGCUGUUCAGAGCUCAGCGCAAUUUCUACAUCACUGGCUUCGCCAUUUUUCUAGUAUUCGUAAUAAGAAAAAUGGCACAGCUGAUUAUUGUUCAAUACGAUUUGGAGAUGAAAAUGAGAGAUUUAGCAGGAAACAUGGAACAGGCAAUGGCUACCGCUGAAUUAACUAUAACGAAUAUAAGCAUUGAAUCAAAGAAGGCUUUAGCAGUUGCGAAAACAGCGGAAAACCAACUUGAUUUGACGGUAGACGCACUGAAGGCACAGAAAUGUCGGACAAAAGAACUUGAAGCAGAAGUAACAAUGUGGAGACAAAAAUAUGAACAAGUUACAAAUGGAAAUGAUAAAGAAGGCCAAGGUGAUAACUAAAAUGCUAUAUUAUUCUACUUGUAUUUGUACAUUUCUGUAUUUCUAUUCAAUUAUAUUAUUAUCUUUUCCAUUUUCAUGGGAAAAUUAUAUUUCUCUACAGAGGAUUAAAAAAAGUGUGAUAUGAGUUGUCAGCUGAUAAAAAUAAGAAAUAGAUCAAAAAGCCACCCUAUACAUGGGAUAAGAGAUAGAACAAAAAUACAUAUAUUUGAAUAAACAUAGCAGUCUGCAGUCUCAUAUGAUUAUAGUAUCAGGCAGUUCAUCAUCAUCAUUUUCAUGAUGAUGAUGAACUGCCUGACUGCUCAUCAUUUACGGGCUACAUAACUUCAGUUUUAACUGAACAGCUCAGUUAAAACUGAAGUGCAGUUUAAUGGGCUAUCUGACUUAAUUGAAAUAACAUUAGUUAAAACUACAUUAGUUUAUCAAAUCUUGUCAAAUUGUCUUAUAUAUUUUUCUGUCUGUCUCUUUGUUUUUCUGUUUUAUUUCAUUAAAAAAAGAGCUAUAUUUUUAAUUUAGCAGUUAUUCAUUGACAAUAUCUCUCUUUCUAGUCACUACAUAUGUUAAAAGAAUUAUAUAUUUAUAUCAAAACUUUUUUUGUAUUUAAAUUAACUUCCUCUAUAUUUAGAGAUUACAUAUUACGAUAAAUAAGGAGAAAUGCAUAUUGAAUGUUAUGAAAAGCAUGGCAAAUGAAAAUUAACCAUGUGACAUGAAGUUUACUUUAAACAUUUAAGUACAAUGGUGACACAAAUAUACUUACCAGAGUUUGUUUGAAAGUUAUAUAUUGACUUUAAUAAACAUUUUCAAAAAGAUGAAGUUAUAAACUGAAUUGUUGCUUGGUUUACCUAGUUUUUAGUUUCCUUGUUGAGAUUUAAUUAGAAAUUGCUCUACCAGUCUAGUAACUGUUAAUGUUAAAUAAUUAAAUCACUGAUCCUUGAUAACAUCAUUAUUAAUUAUUAUAUGUGUGUAAGUAUAGUCAAUACUCUAAUGUUGUAUAUUAUCUUGAAGAUUCUUUUAAUAAAAAGUUUUAAAAUGUUAGAAUAUUAAAAAUGUGGUCCAAUGAAUUGUUGUUGUGGAUUAUUAUUAUUAACUGUGAAGCUCAAAUUUAACUAUCUUAUGCUCAAUCUUGCGUGUUAUCAUUAAGAUAAUAUUUAUUCUUAUAUUCUAAUAAAAGUGUUUUAAUGUACAUCACAGAGUAAUAAAAAACUAUAUAACUAAAAUUUUAAAACUAUAUAUUAUACCUAAAUCUAUAUUAUUUUGACUGGCAUAUCCAAUAGGUACAAUCACACUGCUUGUGUGUGUGUAGUACAUGUUAAUCAGUUGUUCUUCAUAGAAACAACACAUACACGCAACUCCCUAUCUGUUUGUCUAUGUGCCAAGAUGAAUAAUCUGAACAUACUUACCUUAUCUUAUUAUUUACCUUAUUGACACAACUAAUAGUUAUUUAUUAUUAUUAUAGAAAGUAUAUUUAUUGAUAUUUAAAAACAUAAUGUAUUUGAUUUUGUCAAAGUUAACAAUUUAAAUUUUAUUAAAGACUUACUAACUUUACCAUAUUUACCAUAUAAUAUUGUGUGUAUAGAAUCUCUAAUAAGGUUAAAAUUUUAUUCUGAAUAUGGCAAAGACAUAAAAUAAAUGCAAUUAUUAUUGUAGAAUUUACCCCUACUGCUUGUAGAAUCCUGUCGCAGACUUUUAAAGCAGCUAAAGUAAAAAAAUAUUUGGUGUUAAAAUAACUUUAUAAGAACACAUGUGGUACUCAUAAGGUUUUAAGGUGUUUACCGUUUUUUUAAUUGUUAUUUUUUGUUUCAGUAUGUUUUGAAUGUAUGAUUUUGUAUACAUAUUUUUGGUUUAACUAAUGUAAAUUGCGAACUGACUGAUUUAAUAUUAUAAUUGUUUGGUGCUAUAAUUUUUAUUAAAACUUACUAAAAUAUAGAUUAAUAAUUAC